UUCCGGGGCUCUCGCGCGAGGGUCCUCGGGUCGAACCCCGUUCCGCUCCGGCGCCGAGACUGGGCUCGAGAGGGGCUCCCGGGCCGCCCCGCGACGGUCUCCGGCUUUCCGCUCCCGGAAGCCCCCCCCCCCGCCGCGAAGCUCCCCGGCCGGCCGGGAGGAGCUUCCGGGGUUGCUAAGGAACGGGCGCCCGCUUCCUGCCUGGCGCGGGUCGGCCUUCCCCGCUGUUCCUCCGGUGCCCGCGGGAGACGAGAGGGAGAGGCGGCCAUGGCGGCUGGCGGGCCGCGCGGAUGGGUGCUGGCGCUGCUAGUUGCCCAGGUCUCCGGCGAGUACGGCGUGGCCCGCGUCUUCCCGGAGAAGGGCGGCGGCGGCGGCGGCGGCGGCGGGAAGGACUACUGCAUCCUCUUCAACUCGCAGUGGGCCCACCUGCCGCACGACCUAGGCAAGGCGGUGGUGCAUUUAGGUGCUGCUGUCCUUUCUACUCUUCUCAUCAGGUGCCCCCCCGCCGGUAACCGGAGUCAGUAUGAGGAAAUUGAUAUCCCGGUGGCCCUGCUCAGCUAUGCAGACAUGCUGGACAUAGGACAGAGCUUUGGCCGCUCGGCCAAGGUGGCCAUGUACGCACCCAGCGAGCCCGUUCUAGACUACAACAUGGUGAUCAUCUUUGUGAUGGCGGUGGGCACGGUGGCCGUUGGCGGAUACUGGGCCGGGAGCAGAGACGUGAAAAAGCGCUACAUGAAACACAAGCGGGACGACGGGGCUGAGAAGCAAGAGGACGAGACGGUGGACGUCACUCCGGUCAUGAUCGGUGUCUUUGUGGUCAUGUGUUGCUCUAUGCUGGUCCUCCUCUAUUACUUCUACGACCAACUAGUGUACGUCAUCAUUGGGAUUUUCUGCCUGGCCGCUUCCAUUGGCCUCUACAGUUGCCUUUCCCCGUUUGUCCGGAGGUUCCCCCUCGGGAAGUGCCGCCUUCCAAGUAACAACUGGCCUUAUUUCCACAAACGGCCCCAAGUCCGGAUGCUCCUCCUUGCGGCCUUCUGUGUUGCUGUCAGCCUGGUCUGGGGUCUCUUCCGAAACGAAGACCAGUGGGCCUGGAUCCUCCAAGACGCUCUGGGGAUUGCCUUCUGCCUCUACAUGCUGAAGACCAUCCGCUUGCCAACAUUCAAGGGCUGCACUUUGCUCCUCCUGGUCCUCUUCGUGUAUGACGUCUUCUUCGUCUUCAUCACUCCGUACCUAACCAAGACAGGGGAGAGCAUCAUGGUGGAAGUGGCCGCUGGACCGACUGACUCGUCCACUCGGGAAAAGCUCCCCAUGGUGCUCAAAGUCCCCCGGCUCAACUUCUCCCCACUGGCCCUCUGUGACAGGCCCUUCUCUCUCCUGGGAUUUGGGGACAUCUUGGUACCAGGUCUGCUGGUGGCCUAUUGCCACAGGUUUGAUAUCCAAGUCCAGUCCUCCAGAGUGUACUUUGUAGCUUGCACCAUCGGUUACGGCAUCGGCCUCCUGGCAACCUUUGCGGCCCUGGCCUGGAUGCGGAAGGGCCAGCCGGCCCUGCUCUACCUGGUGCCCUGCACGCUGCUCACCAGCCUCCUCGUGGCCCUGUGGCGCCGGGAGCUGGCCACGUUCUGGACGGGCAGCGGCUUUGCGAAAGAGCUACCUCAUCCUCCCUUAGUCGUCUCCCCCGUCAGCUGCCCUGCCCCCCCCGAAAGCGGGGGGUCCUCCAGCAUCCCACCCAGAGGCCGAUGGAGAAGCCGCCGCCUCCCCUGCCCCCCCAGGAGAGCCCGCCGGCACUCCCAUGGGCCCCAAAGAGGAGGAGGAGGAGGAGGAGGAAGAGCAGGAGCCACGCGCCCCUUUCCUGGAGGUGGAGCAAGAGGCGAAGGAAGAGGAGGAGACGGACCCUGCUGAGCCCCAGCCUGACCAGCCGCCGGCCCAGCAGCCCCAGGGAGAGGCGCCCGAUGACCCUCUGAAGGACGACGCUCCAGGACAGACGAGCCCCCUCAGCCGAGCAUAGUCAGUCUGGCUAGACUCCCUCUCCCCCCCGCCCACUUUUCUUCCGGUCCCCCCCCCCCCCCCCCCCCCCCCCCCAUGCAGCUGAGGACCGAUUGGGUCCCCGGUGCAUUUCGCUCAGCGGCACGAUGUCAAUUCUUGAACUGUUAGGAGACUCCCAGAUUGCACUUUGGAGGGGCAGCCGCCUGCGUUUCAUACCAAAUCCCCUUCCGUUUGGAAUAUGGUGCUUUUACGAAGGUUCAAAUAGAAUUUCAGCAACGAUUUAAGAGACAAAUCAGCAAGCAGAUGCCUUGCCUUGCCCCGUUUUAGUCUACUAGCGUUAAUGUCUUUUUU
Messenger RNA from Pseudonaja textilis, 2334 nucleotides. The record is from RefSeq and is a predicted model, not a curated record. Lineage: Eukaryota; Metazoa; Chordata; Lepidosauria; Squamata; Elapidae.